UGGAAAAUGCCCUUAAGGUGAAUCCAGUUUUAGGCCCACAAAUGUUUCAACCAAUUCUACCCUGUGUUUUCAGAGGUAUUAUAGAAGGGGAGAGGUAUCCUGUAGUGAUGUCAACGUAUCUCGGAGUUAUGGGUCGAGUCCUGCUACAAAACACUAGUUUCUUUUCUUCACUUCUUAAUGAGAUGGCACAUAAAUUUAAUCAGGAGAUGGACCAGCUUUUGGGAAAUAUGAUUGAAAUGUGGGUUGAUCGCAUGGACAAUAUUACCCAGCCUGAAGGAAGAAAACUUUCAGCUUUGGCUUUGCUUUCUCUUCUGCCAUCUGAUAAUAGUGUUAUCCAAGAUAAAUUCUGUGGGAUUAUAAACAUCUCAGUGGAGGGCCUACAUUAUGUCAUGACGGAAGAUCCUGAAACAGGAACUUAUAAAGAUUGUAUGUUAAUAUCUCAUCUUGAAGAACCAAAAGUAACAGAAGAUGAGGAGCCACCCACAGAACAGGAUAAGAGGAAAAAGAUGCUGGCCCUCAAGGACCCCGUGCAUGCCGUGUCACUGCAGCAGUUCAUCUACGAGAAACUCAAGGCCCAGCAGGAGCUGCUGGGAGAGCAAGGCUUCCAGUCCCUCAUGGAAACGGUGGACACCGAGAUCGUCACCCAGCUACAGGAGUUUUUGCAGGGCUUCUGAGAGCACAUGACAUGUGGCUGAGGAGGCCAGCCUGCCAUCUGUGUGUGACAGCCUGCUGAGAUGAUGGAGAAAUCCCUUGUGUAUGAAAAGAAAGAUAGGAAGACCACACAUUUUUUUACUACAAAAUUCAGCGAAUAAAUGUAAAUCCUGCUUAACUAAAAUCACAAACCUAUUCCUCAGAAGAACUUAAUUUUAUAUUUAUAAGGGGCCCUGUGUUGACUAGAGAUAGAUUUGACAAUAAUAGCUGCUUAGUUUUCUGUUAAGAGAAGACACUGUUUGCUACCUUUUAAUCAUGUGCUCCUAACACUUGAGAAGAAGGUUAAUGUCUGAGAUGUUUUUCUGCAACCAAAAUUAGUUAAAUUUGGCUGCCUUAUCCCUUUUUAAAGCUGAUAAGACUAUAAGUUUGAAAAAUGACAAAGCUGUUCAGAUGAUGUAACUAAAGAAAGUUGUGUAUCAGGCAAAAGUAUAUAAAUAGUGACAGAUAUACAUAACUGAGAUUAUCUUGCUUUCAUCUGACAUAGAAAAUGUGUUUAACAGACAAAUGCUUUUAUUUUCAUUCUAGUAAUUUGAUAUGAGAAUUAGUAAAGGGAUUUUUUUCUCGUGUUAUUUUCGGUAAUUACAUUUAGUCUUUAAAUGCAUGUUGUAAGGCCCACAGAAGUGAACCUGUGGUACUGCAGUGCCAGGUGGGAGACCUCUGCUCGUGAUUUGGUCCUAGUUCCUUUGUUACUCCUGGAGGCCAGGAGCCCUGGAGUACCAAGGGAAACCAGCAGCCACAGACCCAAUGUGCUGUCACUUGGCUGUGACAGGCUGUUUAGCACUGUCCCAUCUCAGUUUCCUCAGUACAGGGGUACAUCAUGGCCUCGAUGAUAUGGGUACACUUGGAAGACCCAGCAGCGAUCCCCAGGGUACCAACACUGAUGUGACAAGUCUUCCUUCCAUAUUCCUCCAACACGCAGUACAAAAAAUGGGGAAAAAGGAGAAAACAGAGCCUUACUUUGUUUUACUUGCCAUUGACUGUAAGGAACCUUUAAAGCAUUUUUAAGAAAAUAUUCAAAAGCAAGGUUGGAAAAUGUCUGAUCUUUCUAUAGAAAGUUGGGUACAGUAUGUAACUGCAGGAAACCCCUUGCCCCUUUGUAAGUUGUGGAACGCAGAAUG
Messenger RNA from Hippopotamus amphibius kiboko, 1829 nucleotides. Its product is annotated as importin-11-like. The record is from RefSeq and is a predicted model, not a curated record. Lineage: Eukaryota; Metazoa; Chordata; Mammalia; Artiodactyla; Hippopotamidae. The coding region runs from base 42 to 674 and encodes 210 amino acids. The transcript has a single exon.